GUGUGCCGGGCGGGAGAAGACGGGCGGCGGCGAUGCUGCCGCCUCCCUAAGGAGCCCCGAGGAGGUUGCUGCGCUUGAAGCCCCAGAAAGCGCGGAAGAGCUGCGAGCUGGGUCGGUGGCUUCGGGCGCCUGCCCGGCCAUGGUGGCCGCGGGCGGUGGUUGGCGCGGCAGCGCUGCGGCCCGGGGCCGUUCGGGGCCGGGACAGUCGUGGCGCUGACGCCCGAGGGGCCCAGCCACAGAUAUGAAGCGGAGCCGCUGCCGCGACCGACCGCAGCCGCCACCACCGGCCGCCUGCAGGGAGGAUGGGGCUCAGCGGGCGGCGGAGCUGCCCCAACCCCAGCCCUUGCCGUCGCGCCGGCGAGCGCCUCCUGGGAGGCAGCUACUGGAGGAGCGGACCGGGCCCUCGGGCCCCGAGGUGAAGGAGCAGGAUGUGAUAACUGGACUUAGUCCCCUGCUUUUCAGGAAGCUCAGUAAUCCUGACCUGUUUUCAUCCACUGGAAAAGCUAAACUUCAACGACAACUUAGUCAGGAUGACUGUAAGUUGCGGAGAGGAAGCCUGGCCAGUUCUCUGUCAGGUAAGCAGCUGCUCCCCUUGUCCAGCAGUGUACACAGCAGUGUGGGACAGGUGACUUGGCAGUCUUCAGGAGAAGCAUCAAACCUGGUUCGAAUGAGGAACCAGUCUCUUGGACAAUCUGCACCUUCUCUUACUGCCAGCUUGAAGGAGUUGAGCCUUCCAAGAAGAGGCAGCUUAAUCUCUACCCUUUGCCGAGGAUCUGAAGUAAACCAGCACAUGUUUUCACCCACAUCGGCUCCAGCUCUUUACUUCACUAAAAUCCCAUUUAGUGCUGAUUGUGCUUUGGCUACUUCUCCUCUUGCCUUUUUCCUGAACCCACGAGUUCACAGCAGUCCUGGCAGUCCCUGUUCCAGCCGCCCACUGCAGUGGAGUUGUCGGACAAGUAACCGUAAGAGUUUGAUUGUGACCUCUAGCACAUCACCUACACUACCACGGCCACAUUCACCACUCCAUGGCCACACAGGUAACAGUCCUUUGGAUAGUCCCCGGAAUUUCUCUCCAAAUGCACCUGCUCACUUUUCCUUUGUUCCUGCCCGUAGCCAUGGCCACAGAGCAGACAGGACUGAUGGACGGCGCUGGUCUUUGGCCUCUUUGCCCUCUUCAGGCUAUGGAACCAACACUCCUAGCUCUACUGUCUCAUCAUCAUGUUCCUCACAGGAAAAGCUUCACCAGUUGCCCUUCCAACCUACAGCUGAUGAGCUGCACUUUUUGACGAAACAUUUCAGCACAGAGAGUGUACCAGAUGAGGAGGGACGGCAGUCCCCAGCCAUGCGGCCCCGUUCUCGCAGCCUCAGUCCUGGACGGUCCCCAGUUUCCUUUGACAGUGAAAUAAUAAUGAUGAAUCAUGUGUACAAAGAAAGAUUUCCCAAGGCCACCGCACAAAUGGAAGAGCGUCUUGCAGAAUUCAUUUCCUCCAACACUCCAGACAGUGUGUUGCCCUUGGCAGAUGGAACCUUGAGCUUUAUUCAUCAUCAGGUGAUUGAGAUGGCCCGAGACUGCCUGGAUAAAUCUCGGAGUCGUCUCAUUACAUCACACUACUUCUAUGAGCUUCAAGAGAAUUUAGAGAAACUUCUGCAAGAUGCUCAUGAGCGCUCAGAGAGUUCAGAAGUGGCUUUUGUGAUGCAGUUGGUGAAGAAGCUGAUGAUUGUCAUUGCCCGCCCAGCUCGGCUCUUGGAAUGCCUGGAGUUUGACCCUGAAGAGUUCUACCACCUGUUAGAAGCAGCCGAGGGCCAUGCCAAAGAGGGACAAGGGAUUAAAUGUGACAUUCCCCGCUACAUCGUUAGUCAACUGGGCCUCACACGGGAUCCCCUAGAGGAAAUGGCCCAGUUGAGCAGCUAUGACAGUCCUGACACUCCAGAGACAGAUGAUUCAGUUGAGGGCCGUGGGGCAUCUCUGACUAAAAAGACACCCUCUGAAGAGGACUUUGAGACCAUUAAGCUCAUCAGCAAUGGCGCCUAUGGGGCUGUAUUCCUGGUGCGGCAUAAGUCCACUCGGCAGCGCUUUGCCAUGAAGAAGGUCAACAAGCAGAACUUGAUCCUACGGAACCAGAUCCAGCAGGCCUUCGUGGAGCGUGACAUACUGACUUUUGCCGAGAACCCCUUUGUCGUCAGCAUGUUCUGCUCCUUUGAGACCAAGCGCCACCUGUGCAUGGUGAUGGAGUAUGUGGAAGGAGGAGACUGUGCUACUCUGCUGAAGAACAUCGGGGCCCUGCCUGUGGACAUGGUGCGUCUGUACUUCGCAGAAACCGUGCUAGCCCUGGAGUACUUACACAACUAUGGCAUCGUGCACCGUGACCUCAAGCCUGACAACCUCCUGAUUACAUCCAUGGGGCACAUCAAGCUUACUGACUUUGGCCUUUCUAAAAUUGGCCUCAUGAGCCUGACAACAAACUUGUAUGAGGGCCACAUUGAAAAGGAUGCCCGGGAGUUCCUGGACAAGCAGGUAUGCGGGACCCCGGAGUACAUUGCGCCUGAGGUGAUCCUGCGUCAGGGCUAUGGGAAGCCAGUGGACUGGUGGGCCAUGGGCAUAAUCCUGUAUGAGUUCCUGGUGGGUUGCGUCCCUUUCUUUGGAGAUACUCCGGAGGAGCUCUUUGGGCAAGUGAUCAGUGAUGAGAUUGUGUGGCCUGAGGGGGAGGAUGCACUGCCGCCAGAUGCCCAGGACCUCACCUCUAAACUGCUCCACCAGAACCCUCUGGAGAGAUUGGGUGCAGGCAGUGCUUCUGAGGUGAAGCAGCAUCCGUUCUUUACUGGUCUGGACUGGACAGGACUUCUUCGCCAGAAGGCUGAAUUUAUUCCUCAACUGGAGUCAGAGGAUGAUACCAGCUACUUUGACACCCGCUCUGAGCGCUACCACCACGUGGACUCAGAGGAUGAGGAAGAAGUGAGUGAGGAUGGCUGCCUGGAGAUCCGCCAGUUCUCAUCGUGCUCUCCAAGGUUCAGCAAGGUGUACAGUAGCAUGGAGCGGCUGUCCCUGCUUGAGGAGCGCCGGGUACCACCCCCCACCAAGCGCAGCCUGAGUGAGGAGAAGGACGACCGCUCUGAUGGCCUGGCAGGGCUGAAGGGCCGAGACCGGAGCUGGGUGAUUGGCUCCCCUGAGAUAUUGCGGAAGAGGCUGUCAGUGUCAGAGUCAUCCCACACGGAGAGCGACUCAAGCCCUCCACUGACAGUGCGACGCCGCUGCUCAGGUCUCCUGGAUGCUCCUCACUUCCCUGAGGGCCCUGAGGAGGCUAGCAGCACCCCCAGGAGGCAGCAGCUGGAGGGUACAUGGCUUCUGACACCCCCAUCUGGAGAAGGGGUAUCUGGGCCUGUCCCUGAACGGCCAGUCGAGCGGCGACUGAAGCUAGAUGAGGAGCCUGUUGGCCAGAGCUGCAGCUCCAGUCCAGCUCUGGAGACUCGAGGAGGCCGUGGGACCCCACAGCUGACUGAAGGAGCCACAGCCAAGGCCAUCAGUGACCUGGCGGUACGCAGGGCCCGCCACCGACUGCUCUCCGGGGACUCAGCAGAAAAGCGCACCACUCGCCCCAUCAACAAAGUGAUCAAGUCCGCCUCAGCCACAACCCUGUCCCUCCUCAUUCCUACAGAACACACCUGCUCUCCAUUGGCCAGCCCCAUGUCCCCACAUUCCCAGUCAUCCAACCCAUCAUCCAGGGACUCUUCUCCAAGCAGGGACUUUUUGCCAGCCCUCAGCAGCUCGAGGCCCCCCAUCGUCAUCCACCGAGCUGGCAAGAAGUAUGGCUUCACCUUGCGGGCCAUCCGUGUCUACAUGGGUGACUCAGACGUCUACACUGUGCACCACAUGGUGUGGCACGUGGAGGAUGGAGGUCCAGCCAGUGAGGCAGGGCUUCGUCAGGGUGACCUCAUCACUCAUGUCAACGGGGAGCCUGUGCAUGGACUGGUGCACACAGAAGUGGUGGAGCUGAUUCUGAAGAGUGGAAACAAGGUGUCUAUUUCAACAACGCCCUUGGAGAACACAUCCAUUAAAGUGGGGCCAGCUCGGAAGGGCAGCUAUAAGGCCAAGAUGGCCCGAAGGAGUAAGCGGAGCCGGGGCAAAGAUGGGCAAGAAAGCAAAAAAAGGAGCUCCCUGUUCCGGAAGAUCACCAAGCAGGCAUCCCUGUUGCACACCAGCCGUAGCCUUUCCUCCCUUAACCGCUCCUUAUCAUCAGGGGAGAGCGGGCCAGGCUCUCCUACACACAGCCACAGCCUUUCCCCCCGAUCUCCCACUCAGGGCUACCGGGUGACCCCUGAUGCUCUGCAUUCAGUGGGAGGAAAUUCAUCACAGAGCAGCUCCCCCAGCUCCAGCGUGCCCAGUUCUCCAGCCGGCUCUGGGCACACACGACCCAGCUCCCUGCACGGCCUGGCACCCAAGCUCCAGCGCCAGUACCGCUCUCCGCGGCGCAAGUCGGCCGGCAGCAUCCCUCUGUCACCACUGGCCCAUACCCCUUCCCCACCGCCAGCAGCUUCACCCCAGCGCUCCCCAUCACCCCUUUCUGGACAUGGAGCCCAGGCCUUCCCCACCAAGCUUCACUUGUCGCCUCCUCUGGGCAGGCAGCUCUCACGACCCAAGAGUGCAGAGCCGCCCCGCUCACCACUACUUAAGAGGGUACAGUCAGCUGAGAAACUGGCAGCUGCGCUUGCUGCUUCCGAGAAGAAGCUAGCCACUUCUCGGAAGCAUAGCCUUGACCUGCCCCACCCCGAGCUAAAGAAGGAACUGCCGCCCAGGGAAGUCAGCCCUCUAGAGGUGGUUGGGACCAGGAGUGUGCUGUCUGGGAAAGGGUCACUGCCAGGGAAGGGGGUGCUGCAGUCUUCUCCCUCAUGGGCCCUAGGCGCUCUCCGACAGGACCGGGCUGAACGGCGAGAGUCGCUGCAGAAGCAGGAAGCCAUCCGUGAGGUUGACUCUUCAGAGGAUGAUGCCAAGGAGGGGCCGGAGAACAGCCAAGGUGUACAGGAACCGAGCUUGGCACCAAGCCCAGAAGUGGGCCGGGACCCACCCCUCAGAGGAGCAGGAGAGGGUGAGGAAGAGGAUGCCUUCUUGUCUAGGGACCCCAAGAGCCAGGGCUCAGCGGCCCCAGGCCUGUUGACAGAGAUCACACUGAAGGAUCCCGGAAUGGAAGGCCCCAGUGUCCCCCAGAGGAGGCUUGGGAUCCCACAAGCCUUUGAAGAGGCUGCCAGCUCCUCAUCACCGGCCCCCAGCCUAGUUAAGGCUGGACCCACAGACCCUAUCCCUCCUGAAGGCUGCUGGAAGGCCCAGCACUUCCAUACCCAGGCACUAACAGCACUUUGUCCUAGCUCUUCAGGACUUCUCCCUACCAGUCCCUCUGCUGUCGCCUCGACCUCUGGAGAACCAGGCCCAUGGGCCUGGAAAUUUCUUAUUGAGGGUCCAGACAGGGCAUCCCCAAGCAGAAAGGCAACAAUGGAAGGUGGGAUGGCCAGCUCCCAGGAUUUGGAAACCAUAACUCCAGUCCACUCAGAGAACCCGUCUCCCAGACAGGAGGUGAAGUCAUGGCCACCUGGUGCCCCUGGGCCGGUCCAUCCACCUUGUGAGUUUCCCCGCCAAACCUGGCUGUGGGAGCCCGAAUGUGCACAAAUAGAGAAAGAGGAGCCAGCCCUGGGCAUCACCAAAGUGCCUGAUGCCUCAGGUGAUAGGAAGCAGGACAUUCCACGCAGAAGCUGCCCUCUCACCCAGGAGCCUGGGCCCAGCCUGCUCCGGAGAGGCCGAGACCCAGCAGGCCCUCAAAAGCAUCAGGACUUGGCAUUGGUGCCUGAUGAGCUUUUAAAGCAAACCUAACAGUCGUUUGCCAUUUCUUGCACUCAGAUCUGUGUAAUACAUGCUCUUGGAAACCA
Felis catus (domestic cat) is the source of this 5913-nucleotide messenger RNA. It is a transcript of the gene MAST2, whose product is annotated as microtubule associated serine/threonine kinase 2. The transcript has 31 exons. Gene Ontology annotation, biological process: peptidyl-serine phosphorylation; intracellular signal transduction. Bases 242 to 5857 code for a protein of 1871 amino acids. Gene Ontology annotation, molecular function: ATP binding; microtubule binding; magnesium ion binding. Gene Ontology annotation, cellular component: microtubule cytoskeleton. NCBI's taxonomy places the organism in Eukaryota, Metazoa, Chordata, Mammalia, Carnivora, Felidae. The record is from RefSeq and is a predicted model, not a curated record.